Messenger RNA from Humulus lupulus (European hop), 900 nucleotides. RefSeq lists its product as uncharacterized. Bases 28 to 900 code for a protein of 290 amino acids. The record is from RefSeq and is a predicted model, not a curated record. The transcript is spliced from 6 exons. Lineage: Eukaryota; Viridiplantae; Streptophyta; Magnoliopsida; Rosales; Cannabaceae.
UUGUCUCAACUUCUCCUUCCAAAAACAAUGGCCACUGCUGCAAAUUUUUCAGGCAGAGUCGCCCCAUGGAACACAUGGGGCCGCAAACCAAGCCCAAAGACUGGCAUCAAAUCGUUAGCUGUCAAAACGACAUGUCGUUUGGAUGGGAACAGAUUGAGAAGAGAGCAGCAUAGCUUUCCGUGGCAAAGAAAUGGAGAAAGCAAACUGCUCAAUGGCCACAAAUUUAAUCCUCUUAUGGCUUCCAGGAGAAGUACUAACAACGAUUCCAACUCAAAUCAUGAUUCUCCAUCAGACUUAAUCAAGGAUUUCUACGUAUGCAUCAAUGAGAAAAAUAUGAGAAAACUUGGGGAUUACAUCUCAGCUGACUGUUACUUAGAGGAGUGCUCUUUCCCCAAUCCAAUAGAUGGCAAAGAGGAGGUUUUCCGAUUUUUCAAACGGCUCAUGACGAGUAUGGGUGACAAUGUUAAGUUCAAUGUUCAACAUGUAUGUCAAGAAGAUGAUCAGCUUAUUGCAGCUGCAAAAUGGCACUUGGAAUGGAAAAAGUCACAAAUCCCCUUCACCAGAGGCUGCAGCUUCUUUGAAUGUGCUGAAGAAGGAGACAAACUCAGAAUAAUAAAAGCCCGAAUAGUUAUCGAGUCACCACUCAAACCAGGAGGUUAUGUGCUAUCUUUGUUAAAGGUUGUAACUGGAACAUUUGAUGAUUUCCCAAGAGCAACUGAAUGGUUCCUAAAGAGUCCACACGUUAUACUAAGUUGGGUACUAAAGAUUUACAGCAUUUCGUUGGGACUUUUCAUAAACCCAAUUCUGAAAAGUUACGUACACCUCUGGAACUUGGCCACUUAUCUACAAAGCUACGUUUUUCAAUUUGUACUCAAAAUUCUAAAGCUCUUCCUCAAGUAG